ACAUGGGAAUCAAGCCUGAGACUCAUACUGAGCAAGUCUUCAAGGCCCCUUAUGUGGCCGAUGGAACACACCCAGUUCCUGUAACCAACUUCUUGAACGCACAGUACUUCUCCGAGAUCUCACUCGGUACUCCUCCUCAGUCCUUCAAAGUUGUUCUCGACACCGGAAGCUCCAACCUUUGGGUGCCGUCUUCCGAAUGCAGUUCCAUUGCCUGCUACCUCCACACGAAGUAUGACUCAUCGUCAUCUUCGACAUACAAGAAGAACGGAUCCGACUUCGCCAUCCGCUAUGGUUCUGGUUCUCUCGAGGGAUUCGUCUCCCAAGACACUUUCCAGAUUGGAGAUCUAAAGGUCAAGAAGCAGGACUUCGCCGAGGCCACCUCCGAACCUGGCCUUGCGUUUGCCUUUGGCCGAUUCGAUGGCAUCAUGGGCCUUGGUUACGACACCAUUAGUGUCAACGGCAUUGUCCCCCCAUUCUACAACAUGAUCGAACAGGGCCUCUUGGAUGAGCCCGUAUUUGCUUUCUACCUUGGUGAUACCAAUGAUCAGAAGGAAUCCGAGGCGAUUUUCGGAGGUAUUAACAAGGAUCACUACACUGGUGAGCUCGUCAAGAUUCCCUUGAGGCGCAAGGCCUACUGGGAGGUUGAUUUGGAUGCCAUCACUUUUGGCGACGAGACAGCAGAGAUGGACAACACCGGUGUCAUUCUUGACACUGGUACUUCCCUCAUUGCUCUUCCUUCUACUAUGGCAGAGCUACUGAACAAGGAGAUUGGCGCAAAGAAGUCGUUCAAUGGACAAUACACUGUCGAGUGUGAUAAGCGUGAUGGCCUGCCCGACCUGACCUUUACGCUCACCGGCCACAACUUCACCAUUAGUGCUUACGACUACAUCCUCGAAGUGCAAGGGUCUUGCAUUUCUGCCUUCAUGGGUAUGGACUUCCCCGAGCCCGUUGGUCCCCUAGCCAUCCUCGGCGAUGCUUUCCUGAGGAAGUGGUAUUCCGUCUACGAUGUCGGCAACAAUGCCGUCGGUUUGGCCAAGUCAAAGUAA
Molecule: messenger RNA, 1046 nt
Organism: Periconia digitata
Lineage: Eukaryota; Fungi; Ascomycota; Dothideomycetes; Pleosporales; Periconiaceae
Source: the annotation of a GenBank genome assembly